AUGUCCCGGCAUCUCUUCUGUUCUGCGGUGCUGCUCCUCCUCGUUGUGAUGUGGAUGUACUGCAACUCUUGUGGUCCCGCAGCCGCUGAGGACAGCAAUUCAGGGGAUGUGCGGCUGCCGCAACGGGUCGGUCUCUUUUUGCCGCAUAAGACGUCGGUGCUGCCGAAAGAGGGGGCGGGUCCGGGUGAUGUAAGGGAUGCAUUUGUUUCACCCUCUAUUGUCAGUGCUGGAGGAGUAAUUGUUGCUCUUGCUGAGGGUCGGAAGUGGCAUAGUGCACCGCAGCAUCCAGCCGCCAAAACCCUUGCGAUUGAUAUUGUUGCGGGGUACCUCAACGCUACGGAGCCGUGGCCGUCCAUGGUCGCCUAUAUCACCUCCAGUAAGUGGAAUGCACACACCGUCUUUGAAAGAGAAACCCCAAAGGAUGGGUUGGGCAUUGCGAUUCUACCCACGUCACUUUCCAAGGGCAACGAGCUGUUCCUUCUUGUGGGAAGCUCCUACUUUGUUUUUGAUGCUACUACGCAGCAUUGGGUUGAAGGUGGAGGGGACAUCUAUUUGGUUAAGGGUGAGGUCACGCCGUCCACGGAAGACGAGCCGAGUAAACGGGUCCGAUGGGGCAGACCUCAAUCGCUGUUGGGGCUGAUCAGCGAACGUACCAAACAACUUGGCCUGCACCACGUUUCCGGUGCUGGUGGCUCAGGCAUUGUGCUUGAGAGGGGCUGGUUUGUGUUUCCCCUGACGGCGUUAAAAGGCGAAGAAAAAACCGUUUUUACUAUUUAUUCAGUGAAUGGCGGCAGCAGCUGGGACGUCGGCACAGGCACGCCUCCUGGGUACUGCAUGGACCCUCUUAUUGCCGAAUGGGAGGAAAAACUUCUCAUUGUUGUUUCUUGUACGGGUGGCCGCAAAGUGUUUCAGGCGGGUGACAUGUGGGACACAUGGACGGAGGCUCCCGGGGUACUGUCACGCUUGUGGACCAGCGAGCCAAACCCUCGGGGGCUAAAUUUUGCGUUGGGAGAUCUCCUCACUCUGAACUUUGGCAUAAGGAGUCUCAUUCUGUACACUCAGAAAGGGUUUCCCCAGGGGAAAGGCAAAGUCAAUGCGCUCUACCUUUGGGUCACGGAUAAUAACCGCGCGCGUCCUGUUGGUCCAAUUUCUAUGGAUGAUGAUAGGGAGAGGACGGUUGCCAACAGACUGCUGCACUCAAAUAAUAUGCUGUACCUUCUGCAUGAGAAAAGAGCUCAAAGUACCGAUGCCAUUUUUCUUUCCCCACUGAAGGAGGAGCUCGACACAAUUAUGUCUGUUGCGAAUAGUUGGGCACUGAUGGACAUUUUCUUUUCCGGGUUGUCUAUACCCACGGAUGGGCUGGUUGCUUUUUUGUCCGAUUCAGCCACUUCUGACACGUGGAUCGACAUGUACCACUGCGUGAAUGCAAUGGACCGUUCACUUCUGUAA
This is a messenger RNA of Trypanosoma cruzi, 1449 nucleotides long. RefSeq names its product trans-sialidase, putative. The coding region runs from base 1 to 1449 and encodes 482 amino acids. NCBI's taxonomy places the organism in Eukaryota, Euglenozoa, Kinetoplastea, Trypanosomatida, Trypanosomatidae. The transcript has a single exon. The record is from RefSeq and is a predicted model, not a curated record. Gene Ontology annotation, molecular function: exo-alpha-sialidase activity.